Molecule: messenger RNA, 11847 nt
Organism: Scleropages formosus (Asian bonytongue)
Lineage: Eukaryota; Metazoa; Chordata; Actinopteri; Osteoglossiformes; Osteoglossidae
Gene: ep300b
Product: EP300 lysine acetyltransferase b
Exons: 31
Coding region: 2551-10620 (2689 amino acids)
Biological process (GO): positive regulation of transcription by RNA polymerase II
Cellular component (GO): histone acetyltransferase complex; nucleus; transcription regulator complex
Molecular function (GO): protein binding; histone acetyltransferase activity; transcription coactivator activity
Source: RefSeq, a predicted model, not a curated record
UAUGUGAGGAGUAGAAACAACAAGCCGCCAUUUUGUUUGUGCGGAGAGACGGAGAGAGACAGGAGAAACCGAGAGACAGAACGAUUUUUACGCCGACGAUAGCGAUUCCGAAAGCCGCCGGGCACACAACAGUGGCGGUGUAGUCUCGGAAGAAGGAAAAAACCUACAUGAAUGUGAUGGAAGGAGGAAGCGGACAAUAAAAUGAAAAUUCUCUUUUGAGUAUCCAAGGAAGGUUUUUUACGGAGCUGAGAGGAGAGGCGGAAGAAGAAGACGAUAUAUUAAACGGAGGAAAAACCUGCGAGGGAGCGGAGAAAUUAAGAUAGCUAAUAAUAAAACAAAUAACAUAAUUGGCCGGUCGUCGUCAGGCGGAGAAGCGAGUGAAAGACAAUAAUGAAAACGCGAACCGUUAAAGAGCAGAAAGAAGGAAGAAAAACGGAAAGGAAUUAAACUGAAGAAAAGAAAAUUAAAAAGGAUAAACGCGAAGGGGGAUACCCAUCACAAAGACUUAACGAACGGAUUGUGAAGAGCCAGAUAUCUUGGGGAGGUGUACAUUUUCUGGACCUGAAGCUUCCCACUUCUGAAUAACCCAUAAUAUUGUAGCGACCCCCCUCGAUUUAUCCGAUUUUCGCUCAUAGCUGUAUUCUCUUGUUCUCGGGUGAGCUUUUUUUUUCCUCCCCCUUUGCUCGCCUUACCAGCUUGGUCGUUGUACGCAGUGUCAGAUUAUUUCUUGCUAUAUAUGAUUUUGCCCGGACAGGCAAUGGAUUUAUAAUAUUCUUCUACUGCGGUUCUUUCUUCCUGUGAAGCGAACGGACAAAAAUUGGUACCGACUGCAAGCAGUAGCAUUGCCCUCUUCGCACGAAACAUCGCUGCAAAAUUAAACUGAAGAUUAACAGGAUCAAUCGUAGACCAAUUAGUUAUCGGAAUAAUUGGGUGAAAGACACAAAAACUGAACCAGAAGGUUACCUUGUGCAAACAGAAACAUUGAUAGUGUUAAAAAAAAAAAAUCGCUUCGUACGGACACCACGGUUUGACAUUUUUGCAAACAUUUUGCAACCCAUUUUUUUUCUUGCAUCCAGGAGCAUGUACUCAGAGGGCGCAGGAUUUUUGAUAAAUACAUAAAUAGGUCCGUGAACAGUGCUUUUCUCAACUAAUAGACGGAGAAUCCGCUCUCUCGGACGAUUUCAAGUAGAAAUUUAAGGCGCAGAUUUUUUUUUUUGCAAGACGUUACGUUAGCUCUUAGCAUCGCUGCUAGUCAGUGUGUACCACUAUUGUGCGCUGAACAUGCAUGCGAAUUAAAUGCGGCCAGCCAGUUUAAAAUGUGAUGAUAUUUUCUUCGCCGUUGCAGCCGUUUAAUUUUAGGAAAGCGUCUGUGUACUUUAGUAUUGUGCCUAAAACUAAUUUCUGCAUUUCCAGUAUUCUAGUCCCCUCGAUGCGGCCGGCAGUCUUAAAAUCGCAAAUCUGUCACCUAGUAGCUGGUAACAAGGGUUUCCAUUGAAAGAGCAGACGAGGGGGGUGAAAACUUUCUGCCGUGUCAAUUUGUAUUGUAGUCAAGUGGAAUUGAGUUCGACAGGUUUCGGCUUGGAUACAGACUAGUAAUUCGUUUUCAAACGGAGGAUUUGGUCGUACUAUUUUUUUUUUUUUUUUUUUUUUUUUCCUUGUUCCUAGCCGCCCGACACCGUAUUUUUUCCUUCUUUUGGAGCAGCGUAACAAACUACAAAGUUAAAGGCAGCAGCAAUCGCCAGAGAGAGGCUGUAUUUUGAGGUCCCCGUGAAAGCCAUGCAGUGAAGUCGGACGGGAAGCAGCCACUACUCGCUCGCUCGCUCGCUCGCCUCCUCCUCGCUCACUCGGUCGGUCGGUUGUUUCGUCAGCUGCUCGUGCUGCGCGGUACCUUCGGCUCCUCACAAUGGUCGCGCUGGAGUCUCGCUGCGCUGAUUGCGAUGGAAGCUCAGUCCGAAGCGAAGCCACAUCCGCUCUGGGAUUCCUCGUUGUCGUUGUAUGAGGCGACCCCCUCUAAGUAGCCGUCGGGGUUCGUCCAGGUUGCAGUUUCCUCCUGAGGCCCUGCUUUCCCCGGCUGCCACGACUCCGCAGCGCGGCUCUGUCGGAUUGAUUGCUCGGUGUCCCCGCCGACGAUGGCGGAGAAGACGGACGCGCCAGCGGAGGACAGGUCCUGGGACAAUUUGAAUUUCACCGUCGCCGAGGAGGCUACAUGAGUUAGUAGAAGGCCGUUUCUGCAGUGUCUCUCCUCUCACCGAUUGCACCUUUCCUCCUCAGGACUCCGCUUGUAAAGAAACGACACCAUCGUCAAAAAAUCGCGAGGGGAGGGGGGUGAUACGCCGAAGUUGAAAGAGGGGCACCCAGGAAAGAGGAGCGAGUAUUUUUACACAAGACUCCCCCCGCCCCGUCCCAAAAAGGAGGGGGAAGUCAGAGACGUUCAAAGAAGCGGAAAAAAAAAUAAUAAAGAGAACGAAGACGAUCAUAAAGGAAAUAUCCCCCCGUGUGUUUGUGGACAGUUUCUAUAUCAUAUAUAUUUUUUUUGUUUCGUUGAAAAAUAUGGCCGAUAAUCAUGUUCUGGACUCCGGCCCGCCUUCAGCCAAGAGGCCUAAGCUGUCCUCUCCGGCGCUGUCUGCCAGCGAUGGGAACGAUUUCGGCUCACCGUUCGACCUGGAACAUGACCUCCCCGAUGAACUCAUUAACUCCACGGAGUUGAGCCUACCCAAUGGAGGGGACCUGGGCCAGCAGCACACCACUCUGGGUGGAGCGACACUCAGUGGCCAGGACGCAGCAGCUAAGCACAAGCAGCUUUCAGAGCUUCUGCGGUCUGGGGCACCGCCAGUGCUUCCCUCUCCUCAGCAGGGGGCAGCAGGGAGCCCCAUUGGGGGCAGCAUGGGUCUCUUGGGCAGCAUGAAUGUAUCCCCAGGUUCCACAGGAAUGGCUGGGCAGCAGCAACAUCAAUCUCCCCAGCAGGCAGCCAUGAUGCACCAAGCCCCUGGGAUGGGUGGCGGCAUGAUCAGGAGUAUGAUGGGAGCCCAGAAAGGAAACGGACAGUCAGCUUCUACACCUCAACAAGGCAUGAUGGGGGGUCAGGUCAUGAACGGCUCUCCUAGGAUGAAUUACUCAAACCCAGGGAUGGGGAGCAACAAUAACCUACUGGCGGAGACCCUGCAGCAGCAGCAGGGAAGUCAGCAGUUGGGACAGGUUUCACAAGCCGCUCAACGAGGACAACAGCCUGGAGCACUGAACAAGAUGGGCAUGAUGGGUAGCCCUGGUCCCUAUGGCAGCCCUUAUGGUCAGCCUGCAGGUCAGGGUCUGGGUGGGGCUGGACUAGGCCAGCAACUACAGAACAAGGCAGGUCUACCCAACAGUCUGGCCCAGUUUAACCUGGACAAAAAGACGCCACCCAUGCAGGGCAUUACUGGCAUGGGCUCCCAGCAGCCCUCUGCAGGUGUGGCUGGAUCAACAGCAGGCACCACGGGACCUGGGGCAGCAAGCAGCAUGAUGCCCACCUCUACAGUGGCCCCAGGUGGCUUGGGCACGGCAGCGACUUCUUCAGCACCACCCCCCACAGCUGACCCGGAGAAGCGCAAGCUGAUCCAGCAGCAGCUGGUGCUUCUGCUGCAUGCCCAUAAGUGCCAGAGGCGCGAACAGGCUAAUGGAGAGGUGCGCCAGUGCAACCUACCCCAUUGUCGCACCAUGAAGAAUGUCCUCAACCACAUGACCCACUGCCAGGCUGGCAAGUCUUGCCAGGUGGCCCACUGCGCCUCCUCACGGCAGAUCAUCUCUCACUGGAAGAACUGCACACGUCAUGACUGCCCUGUUUGCCUGCCUCUCAAGAACGCAGGAGACAAGAGGAGCCAGCAGAGUGAGUCUCUUCUGGGCACUGCUGGUAUGGGACUACGCAGCUCCUUGGGGGCUGUGCCUGGGGGGCAACCCAGUUCCCCUAGUCUCAACCCCACCAACCAAAUUGACCCCAGCUCCAUAGAACGGGCCUAUGCUGCUCUGGGUCUCACCUACCAGGGUGCCCAGGUGCCCCCGCAGCCUCCUCAACCACAGCUGUCUGGCCAGGGGCUUCAGAGCCAGCCUGGCAUGCGACCACAAAGUGCAAUGGCAACAAUUGGGAAUGCCAUGGGAGUGAACGGAGGUGUUGGGGUCCAGUCAACUAACCAGCAACCUAGCCUCCUGCAGGAUGGCAUGUUGCACAGCAGCAUGAAUUCGCAAAGUCUGAUGAAUGACGGCAGUGCAGUGGGUGCUAUGGGGUCCAUGCCUACGGCCACACCACCGUCUGCAGCAAGCAUUAGAAAAAGCUGGCAUGAGGAUAUCACCCAGGACCUGCGCAACCACCUGGUGCACAAGCUAGUACAAGCUAUCUUCCCCACCCCGGACCCAGCUGCUUUGAAAGACCGGAGGAUGGAAAACCUGGUGGCCUACGCCCGCAAGGUGGAAGGGGACAUGUACGAAUCAGCCAACAGCAGGGGGGAGUACUAUCAUCUCCUGGCAGAGAAGAUUUACAAGAUUCAAAAAGAGCUGGAAGAGAAGAGGCGAACACGUUUGCAGAAGCAGGGCAUGAUUCCCACUCAACCAGGCAUACCACCUUCAGGAAUUCCACAAGGGCCUCCCAGCAUGGGGCAGGCCCCCAUGCCCCCUGGACAGACCCUUAACGGUCCACACUCUGAUUCUUCCAUGGUUCGUUCUCCCGUGCCAAGCCAGAUGGUAAACCGGAUGCAGAACCCCACAGCAGGUAUAAACCAGUUUAACCAGUUGGGAAUGCAAUCCCUUGGCCAGAGAUCCACACCACCACUUCAGCUUGGAUCUGCUAUUAACCAGAUGGGUAUGGGGGUACCAAGGAUGGGGCAGCCCAGCAUUGGUCAGCUGCAGAAUCAAUAUCUGCCCACUGGUCAGUGCUCAGGAACAGGGCCAGGGCUUGGGGCUGGCACUGUUGGCAUGCCACAGCAAACUCAGAUGUCCACACCACCCCCACUUCCUGUUAGCAGUCCACUCCCUCAGCCAGGUUCAGUGAAUAGUGGGGCAUCUGUGGGCCCUGCGGGGUCUGUCACAGGAGGCGGCCAAGCUUCUGGCCUCCCCCUGUCUUCUGGCUCAUCACAGCCUAACUCCCAUCCUCAUUGCCCUCCUCUACGGCAGAACUCGCCAUCCCCUGCACGCAGCCUGACUCCUACACCCCACCACACGCCACCAGGCUUAGCUGGCUCACAGACCCCCCAGCCUCAGACCCCCACACCACCCCAGUUGGCCCCACCAGCUCAACAGCAACAGCAGUUAGCUCAGUCAAUGGGACCUGGGGUUGGCCUGGACAAACCUACUCAGCUACAGCAGCAGCUGGGAGGUGUCACGUCUGGAGUUCCCCAAUCAGGGCUGGCGUCCUCUGUGUCCACGCCAACAGCCCCCUUGCCACCUCAGCUCCCACGUACGCCGCUGUCCCAGAGAUCAUCCCUGACGGCAGACGGCCAAGUCUCCACACCAGCAUCUGUCAGCAGCGCUGAUGCGAGCUCCCAGCUAGCCACGUCUGACACGAAGAUGGAAGUCAAGCAGCAAGAUGAAGAGGAGGAGGAAGAGGUGUCAGAUGGGAAGGUCUCAGGAAAGAAGGUUGCCACACAUGCAGAUGGGAAGCCUGAAGAGAAGCCAGAGUUGAAGAAAGAAGAGUCAGCGGGUGAACGAUGCAAAGUGGAGCCCAUGGAGAUGCUGUCAGGAGGAACAGCAGAGGACAGAAAAUUGGAUGUGAAGGUGGACCCUAAAGAGGAAGAGGAGGGGUUAGGGACAACUGGCACACUCAGUUCUACCCCCAGUGUGCAGAGCAAGAAGAAAAUCUUUAAAGCAGAGGAGCUGCGGCAGGCCCUGAUGCCCACUCUGGAGGCACUAUACCGCCAGGACCCUGAGUCGCUGCCCUUCCGGCAGCCGGUGGACCCCCAGUUACUGGGAAUACCCGACUACUUUGACAUUGUGAAGAACCCAAUGGACCUGUCAACUAUCAAGCGCAAACUGGACACAGGACAAUAUCAGGAGCCCUGGCAGUACGUGGAUGAUGUGUGGCUCAUGUUCAACAAUGCCUGGCUCUACAACCGCAAGACCUCCCGUGUCUACAAGUACUGCUCCAAGCUGGCUGAGGUGUUUGAGCAGGAGAUCGACCCUGUCAUGCAGGGUCUAGGCUACUGCUGUGGCAGGAAGCUUGAAUUCUCUCCUCAGACCCUUUGCUGCUAUGGCAAGCAGCUGUGCACUAUUCCUCGUGACGCUGCGUACUUCAGCUACCAGAACAGGUACCACUUCUGUGAGAAGUGUUUCAACGAAAUCCAGGGUGAGAGCGUGUCCCUUGGGGACGACCCCUCCCAGCCACAGACAUCCAUCAGCAAAGAACAGUUUGAAAGGAAAAAGAAUGACACACUGGACCCUGAAUUGUUUGUGGAAUGUACCGACUGUGGACGUAAAAUGCAUCAGAUCUGCGUCCUCCACAAUGAGACGAUAUGGCCGACAGGUUUUGUGUGUGAUCGCUGCUUAAAAAAGUCCAAUAAGACCCGCAAGGAGAACAAGUAUGCUGCAAAACGGCUGCCCCAGACGAAACUCGGCAGCUUCCUAGAGAUACGUGUGAACGAGUUCCUCAGACGGCAAAACCACCCUGAGUCAGGCGAGGUCACCAUCCGUGUGGUCCAUGUUUCAGACAAGGUGGUGGAGGUCAAACCCGGCAUGAAAGCCAGGUUUGUGGACAGCGGGGAGAUGGCAGAGUCCUUUCCCUAUAGGUCUAAGGCACUGUUUGCCUUUGAAGACAUUGAUGGUGCUGAUGUCUGCUUCUUUGGCAUGCAUGUGCAGGAGUAUGGCUCAGACUGCCCACCGCCCAAUCAGAGGCGUGUGUACAUCUCCUAUUUGGACAGUGUACACUUCUUCCAGCCUCGUCAUAUGCGCACAGCGGUCUACCAUGAGAUCCUCAUUGGGUAUCUGGAGUACGUCAAGAAGCUGGGGUUUACAACUGGUCACAUCUGGGCCUGUCCGCCCAGUGAAGGAGAUGACUAUAUCUUUCACUGUCAUCCGCCUGAUCAGAAGAUACCCAAGCCCAAACGGCUGCAGGAGUGGUACAAGAAAAUGCUGGAUAAGGCUGUGUCCGAGCGCAUCGUACAUGACUACAAGGACAUCUUCAAACAGGCGACAGAAGACCGCUUGACUAGUGCAAAGGAGCUACCCUACUUCGAGGGGGACUUCUGGCCCAACGUGCUGGAAGAGAGCAUCAAGGAGCUAGAACAAGAGGAGGAGGAACGCAAGAGAGAGGAAAACAGCACUUCCAGCGAGAGUAUUGACGCCACCAAAGGGGACAGCAAGAAUGCUAAGAAGAAAAACAGUAAGAAGACAAGCAAGAACAAGAGCAGUCUGAGCCGGGCCAACAAGAAGAAGCCAGGAAUGCCCAAUGUAUCCAAUGACUUGUCCCAGAAACUCUAUGCCACCAUGGAGAAGCACAAGGAGGUGUUUUUCGUUAUCCGACUGAUUGCUGGCCCCACUGCCAACUCCCUCCCACCUCUCGCGGACCCUGACCCCCUGAUGGCCUGCGACCUGAUGGAUGGACGCGAUGCGUUCCUCACGCUGGCGCGAGACAAGCAUCUAGAGUUUUCCUCAUUGCGUCGGUCCAAGUGGAGCUCCAUGUGCAUGCUGGUUGAGCUGCAUAAUCAGAGCCAGGACCGCUUUGUUUAUACCUGCAACGAAUGCAAGCACCACGUGGAGACACGCUGGCACUGCACAGUUUGUGAGGACUACGAUCUGUGUAUCACUUGCUAUAACACCAAGGGCCAUGAGCACAAGAUGGAAAAGCUUGGUCUGGGCUUAGACGAUGAAAGCAACAGUCAGACAUCAGCAGCCACACAGAGCCCCAGUGACUCACGGCGCCUAAGCAUUCAGCGCUGCAUCCAGUCGCUGGUGCAUGCCUGCCAGUGCCGCAAUGCCAACUGUGCUCUGCCAUCCUGCCAGAAGAUGAAGCGUGUGGUGCAGCACACUAAGGGAUGCAAGCGUAAGACUAACGGUGGCUGCCCCAUCUGCAAGCAGCUGAUUGCACUGUGCUGCUACCAUGCCAAGCAUUGCCAGGAGAACAAGUGCCCUGUACCCUUCUGUCUGAACAUCAAGCACAAGGUGCGGAAUCAGCAGAUGCAGCACCGGGUGCAGCAGGCGCAGAUGGUGCGACGCCGCAUGGCCAGCAUGCAGCGAACAGGUCAGCCCACCCCCAGCGGAGGGGGCGGGGGGCUGCAUUCUCCGGGGAACAAUGGCACGACUGCCCCCAGCACACCUACCCAGCCGCCCACACCACAGACGCCUACCCAGGCCAUCCUGCCCCCUGUAACCCCAACUGGACCCAGUGUCGCGGUGACUGGAGGUGGCCCCCCUCCACAACAAGGGCCACAACAGGUUUCUCAACACCAUCUCCACCACCUCCAGCAGAUACCUGUUGGGAACAUGAUGAGCUCCCCUCAGCAACAAUCUCAGCAAAUGCUCCAAGUGCAGCAGCAUCAGACACCACCUCAGCAGGUUCAGCAGGUCCAGCAUACUAAUAGCCUCCCCUCUUAUACGCCUCGCCACCACGGCUCGUCCCCACAGUCACAGGGUAAGCCAGGGCUCAGCCCGGCCACCCCUCCACAGCAGCAGCAACCCCAGCCACCUCAGUCCAACUCUGGUCAGCCUCCCAUGGCCCAGCAACAACAGCCUGCCCCGCCCUCUUCAGGGCCUCCCCCAGCUGCUGUUGAAAUCGCCAUGAAGAUCCAACGCGUAGCAGAGACCCAGAGGAAGAUGGCCCAUGUGCACAUCCUGCAGCGGCAGGCAGCAGGCAUGAUGACCCCACAUCCGCACCACCAGCCCCCACAGCCCCAGGCCCAAAUGGGCAUGGCCCAUACUAGUGGGGGAAUGGUGGGGGCACAGGGCCUCCCUCCUCAGGCCCAAGCAGCAGUUGCUCGGGCCCACUUGGAGCAGCAGCAGCAGCAGCCGCCACAGGGCAUGAUGGUCCCAGCAGGUAUGCAGCAGCCACCCCCGCAGGGUAACCCACAGAGCCAGCUGACCCAGCAGAUGUCACUGCCUCAACCAGGUGGCCCACAGCUGCAACCUCCACAGCAGGCCCAGCAGCAGUGGGGCAGCCCAGCCAUGCCCCAGCAAAGGCCUGCGAUGAUGGGCCAGCCGGGUCACCCAGUCAUGAUGGCCCCCCAGCAGCAAGUCCCACAACCACAGCUUCCCCAGCCACCAUCUCAGCAGCAGCCUGGUCGCGGUGGUGUAAUUGGCAUGCCAGGUGUACCAGGUGGAACAACAGCAGCAGCAGCAGGCAGCAGCAACCUCCCCCAGGCUGCUCUGCAGGAGCUCUUGCGCACCCUGCGCUCUCCUAGCUCUCCCUUGCAGCAGCAGCAAGUGCUUAGCAUUCUUCGCUCCAGCCCCCAGCUCAUGGCUGCCUUCAUUAAGCAGCGUGCCUCCCGCUACAAAGGUGGAGCACCUGGCCCUGGGGUGGGCGGAGCCCAAGGAGGCAUGGGUGCUCAGCCAGUUAAUGUAAAUGCUGGUGCUGCCCCACCAGGCAUGCAUAUGGGUCAGAGUAUGGGGAUGCCAGCCAUGGCUCAGCUUCAGCAGCAGCAGCAACAACAGCAGCAGCAACCGCAGUUACAGCAACGUCAAAUACCAGGUGGCAAUAUGCAGCAGCAGCAGGUGGCAGCUUUACAACAACAGCCACAACAGCAGCAACAAGCUGGUCUACAGAGCCAGGGUCCCAACAUGGGUAACAUAAACCCACAGUUCAGAGAGCUCCUGAUGAGAAGGCACCUUCAGCAGCAGCAGCAACAACAGCAGCAGCAGCAACAACAGCAGCAAAUGGGCAACCAUGCCCAGUUCCAGCCACCACAACCCCCCCAACAGCAGGGCUACCUUGGGCAGCCUAACAUGCCCCCUCAGCAACCAGGCCAGCCCCAGCCUGGGGGUCCACAACAACAAGGGUACCCAGGUGCCAUGCUCCAGCAGAGGCUACAACAGCAUCAGCAUCACCUCCAGAUGCAGCAACAGCAGCAGAAUGCCAUGCUGCAAGGGGCUGAUGGUGGAGGACCGCCACCACAUCAGCAGCAACCGCAGCAAACCCCGCAGCAAGGCGGCCCUCAACCCCCAUCAUCACAGACCAUGCUCACUCAGACCCUGCACCAGCGAAUCCUCCAGCAGCAGCACCUGGGUGGAGGCUCUCCAGCCCAGCACAGUGGCCCCAUGAGCCCCCAGCAGCAAAUGGCCCCGUCUCCCCACCUGCAAGGCCCACCGAUGGCAUCUUCGUUAAGUGGCCAGGUGCGCUCCCCUCAGCCCUCACCGCGGCCCCAGUCGCAGCCACCCCGCUCCAGCCCCUCACCCCGCACGCAACCCCAGCCUUCACCGCACCAUAUCUCUCCCCAGACUCAAACGGGUUCCCCGCAUCCUGGACACCUCUCGCAACACCAUCCGGGCAUGGUGGUUCCACCGCCCCAACAGCAGCAGCAGCAGCCCCCCAUGGACCCAACCCCCUUUGGUGCUGACCCGAAUGCCAUGCUCUCUCAGCUCAGCGGAAUGGGGAGCUUGCAUGUGACUGCACCAGCUGACCUGUUGGCUGGCAACAGCCAGGACAUUAAUCACAGUCCCUUAAACAUGAUGUAGCAUUACACAUGCAUCAGAAACCGGGGGCAGUGUUAGGAAUUUCUUAUUAUUAAUAACAUUAUUUAAUAUUUUUCAAUACAAAUGAACUGAACUUCCUAUGGGAGACACUACAGUAACGCAAUGAAUGAAUAAAAUUAAUGAAUGGUAAGUUAUUGCUGUUAAUAUAUAUUUUUUGCUAAUUGUGUACAAAGGGGGGAUAAUUUGUCUAUCUCCUGCAGAGAUUAAGACAGGAAAUAUUUUUGGGAUGGGGAUGGAGAAUCUGCCUUUUUUAAGAAAUAUUUUUAAGAUUUUAAAUAUGGUCAGUUUAAAGAACAAGAUGAUUUAAUGCAAUGGACUUUUAUAUUGUAGACUUUCUUCCUUAAAUCAGGCUCUAUUAAAUCAGUUUUGCAGUGAUGUGGGAUUAUCAUUGUUAGUCCAAACAUUGCAGCAUAUCCUAAAAGUUUGGGUUUGCUUUAUUUAUUUGUGGUUUUUUUUUUUUUUUUUUUUUUUUUUUUUUCUUUUUUGACUGUUUAUUGCUAUGUGUACUUUGAGACUGCAACAAUUCAGAGUAUAUUUUUGUUAAUGACUGUCUAUAAGGGGAGUUUAAUUACUUUUUAUUCUUCUGGUUUUGGGGUGGGGGUUUAAAUUUGUAUUCUCAUUUUGAACUAAGGUUCAAGUUUGUUUGAAGGUGUCUGUGGCCAAUUUUUAAAUGUUAUUUAAAUUUUUUUAUUUUUUUUUUCUCCAUUUAUUUCAUGCGGCACCAGGAAGGCAGAGCCAUUAUACAUCGUGUUCUGUUGAGGUGCCCCUUCGCCCACUGCAAGCACACGUACUCGCAGUUAGUGAAUGUGUUUGGGAGUGCUGGAAUUGGAACAGACGUAAGAAAGAGGAUGGGGGUUCGCGUUCUCGUGUGCUGUAAUUUUGUUCGGAAGGUGGUCUGGCGGUCUUGCGCUGCUCGGGGCCUUUCAGGAACGGGAAUGUACUGGAAAGUAAAGGGUCUUGCCUUCUAUGGACUAUAGCGAAGAGAACGGGAGAAGGGGAGGCCACCGUGAACGGAGGGGUAAGGUGCGCUCAUCCAUCCCCUUGGACUCUGGGUUCUCCCUCUGGACGAGGAGCCAAUGCACUCCUAGAACUGCUGACACUCCCACUAAUGCCAACCUCAGUGGUGAGGGCCAGUCCACCUCCCACCCCCCCUCUUCAUGCGCAGAACUUUGGGAUUUUAAUUUAAUAUUUUUUACUGUACAAAAUAAA